Daktulosphaira vitifoliae (grape phylloxera) is the source of this 816-nucleotide messenger RNA. RefSeq names its product 39S ribosomal protein L12, mitochondrial (gene mRpL12). Gene Ontology annotation, biological process: mitochondrial transcription; translation. The transcript has 4 exons. Gene Ontology annotation, molecular function: structural constituent of ribosome. The coding region runs from base 154 to 672 and encodes 172 amino acids. Gene Ontology annotation, cellular component: mitochondrial large ribosomal subunit; ribosome. The record is from RefSeq and is a predicted model, not a curated record. NCBI's taxonomy places the organism in Eukaryota, Metazoa, Arthropoda, Insecta, Hemiptera, Phylloxeridae.
UAAGUAAUAUUUUGAUAAAUUAGAUAUUAUUCCGGUGUUGUAAACUUAGGAUUUUUAAAUAUAAUUAUAAAAGAUUUUGGCAUAGUUUUUUUAUUAUUGAGAGUAAAAUAUUUAUUUUCAUAGAGUGAUACUUGUAUACAUCUUUAAAAAAAAAUGUUAAGUUCUGCUAUUCGCUUAGUGUGUCGACAUAUGCGACCAAAUUCUAAAAAAAAUAUCAAACUAUACUCUGUUGCUACUCAACCUCUAGUAGUACCUGAUCCUGACGGAACUGUUCAAGCUUCACCAAAACUUGAAAAAUUAUAUGAAGAAAUAACAUCUUUGAAUAUGAUUGAAGUUGCUCAGUUUAGUGAACUAUUAAAAGUUCGAUUAAAUCUUAAAGAUGUACCAAUGGGAGCUGUAGUUAGCACAUCUGCUGCUGCACAAGAAGAAGAAGAAGAAGUAGCUCAAACUGUUAAAACUAGUUUUACUGUUAAACUUAUGAAAUUUGAUGAAAAACAAAAAGUUGCAUUAAUCAAAGAAGUAAAAAAUUUGUUGGAUGGCAUGAAUUUAGUACAGGCUAAAAAAUUUGUUGAAAGUGCUCCUGCAGUUGUCAAAACUGAUAUUGGAAAAGAUGAAGCAGACAAAUUAAAAGAAGCGCUUUCUAAAGUUGGAGCAGAAUGUGUUAUUGACUAAUUUAAAAUAAUUUUACUAUUUAAUAUUUUUUUUGCAAAGUUUUAAUUUUACCUAGUUUAAUUAGUAAUUUCAUUUUAAAUAUAAAAUUAUUUAUGAUAUUAAAUUGAUUAUUAAAUAAUAAAUUUUAUUAUUUUUCAUAUUUCA